This is a messenger RNA of Linum tenue, 563 nucleotides long. The record is from the annotation of a GenBank genome assembly. NCBI's taxonomy places the organism in Eukaryota, Viridiplantae, Streptophyta, Magnoliopsida, Malpighiales, Linaceae.
UCAUCUCAACUGGUCUUCCCGUCGCCGCGACAGAAAGAGAGAGAAAGAGAACGAGAGAGAGGAGAUCGAGAAAAAUCAGAGAUGGACGCCAUCGACAACGUCUUCGAUCCUUUGAGGGAGUUCGCCAAGGACAGCGUCCGUCUCGUGAAGCGUUGCCACAAGCCCGAUCGGAAAGAAUUCUCGAAAGUUGCAGUGCGAACGGCGAUUGGUUUCGUGGUGAUGGGAUUCGUAGGGUUCUUCGUCAAGCUCAUCUUCAUCCCGAUCAAUAACAUCAUCGUCGGAUCUGGUUAGAUUCACCUAAGGGGGUGUUGGGAGGCAUGGAGCAGUUGCUUGGAAAGUGGUUGGUUCGUCUGGUCAUUCCUCUGUAUACUGGCUGCAGCAUCCUAAAGAGAUGAGAACGACUCCAAAGUUUAGGAAAAGUAAAAGAGAUAGUUUUGAAUGUACUCUCAGUUUUUGUUCUACAUGUUUAAGAUUUGACAGACUUGAAUUUAUGUUUUGAUGUAGAAUGACAGAAUUUCUCUUCUCUUGGAUUUAAUCUCACCAUUUGAGUACCUACGCAGCUA